Messenger RNA from Austrofundulus limnaeus, 2724 nucleotides. RefSeq names its product neuron-derived neurotrophic factor, like (gene ndnfl). NCBI's taxonomy places the organism in Eukaryota, Metazoa, Chordata, Actinopteri, Cyprinodontiformes, Rivulidae. The transcript has 4 exons. Gene Ontology annotation, molecular function: protein binding; heparin binding. The record is from RefSeq and is a predicted model, not a curated record. The coding region runs from base 303 to 2045 and encodes 580 amino acids.
CACCUGAGCUGGCCUCCAAACACUCCCUUGAACUGGAGCGCCUCAUGGGAGAAGGGAGUCAGUGGAACACCCAACAACAACAACAACCUGCUGUCGCUCCUCCUCUCCUCGCAACCGGCUCUCAUCCCCUUCCUCCUCCUCCUCCUCCAUCCUCCAUCCUCUCUCUGUCUCUCAUUUGAUCCCAUCCCUCGCUCCCUGCACCACAGAAGGAGAGCGUGAGCCGAGAGAAGAGUCUGGGAGAUAUCCGUUACAGGCGGUAAGGAAGGACGACGAGUGAAGGAGCGAGGAAGUCAGGAUCAGCAAUGGUAGCCACAUUGCUGUCCUGGUGUCUUGGCGCAGCUUUGGCACUGAUCUGCGGUUCUCCCCUGGCCCACUCGGCUCUGGUGCCUGAGAACGAGGUGCCACUUCGCCCGACUACAUGGUUACCAGAAGGAAAGCUAACCUCUGUAACACUUCCAAAAGGACGAACUCGCAGGUUGUACUUUACACUGAGGAAGAAGGUCCCGGGGAUGUCAGUGACYGUCAUCCCCUGCAACCUCCCCAUCGAAUGGAGCUUGACUGCCCGCACCCUGAAAGACAAACCUAUCAAAAACCUGCAGUGGAGCACCAAAAAGAGCAUGCCUGAGGUGUGGUGGCGGGGUCCUGGCACUGAGGAGAAAAUCCACAGCUUCACCGGUGAUGCAGUGGACACCUAUAGUGGUUCUCCCCAUCCACAAGCCUCCAUCUACAUCCUGAAGCUUCGCUCCAAACAGCACAGCACCAGAGCUACUCUGUUCCUCUACGAAGGCCAGGGAUCUUCAGGCAUCUUCCCUUUGCUCCCCGCUGACCCAAGGGUUCACACAUUGGGUGUAGGCAUGACCAGUGUCACCCUCAGCUGGGCGCCCAGCGCUUCCAUAACCGGCCUCCCACGAGAAGAGAACAGUUACGAAUACUGUGUCCUCGUCAACUCUCUGCAGAACUACCCCAGCCUUUGUGCCGUGCAAGAGGGCACGAGGAAAGCGAAAAAUCAGAAGCAAGACAAGGAGGAAAGAAACAGGAAAGAGACAGCGUGGCCCAUUUUGAAAGAAUGGUGGUGGGAGCAGUGGGACACUUUUCUGGAUGCACAAAAUCUGCCCUCUUCCCUCGUUGACGAUGAUCUUCAGUGUGCGUGUCGGGGGACGGACAGCGUUUGCACCGUCUCCGAGCUCCUGCCCGACUCUCCUUACUACUUUGACGUUUUUGUGAUGGACAGGCUGAAUGGGACCAGCUCGGCGUACAAGGGGACGUCUGCUCGGACACACGAGGAGGCUCGGUCUGCGAUCGCACCGCUGAGAGAGGGAGAGCUGAGGUGGGUGUCCUUUAAAAAUGGAGGCUCCGACUCAGAGCAGUUCUUCAGCUUUCGCCCACGGGGUUGGCAGCAGAGUGGCCUUCUCACUUUACAGAGCUGCGGUGGAGGUGAAAAGAUCAAGGUGACCGUGUCUAGUAAGGGACAGGUUUUGACCUCUCGGGGAGUCGGGGCAGAUUUGGUGCACGUUUGGCUUCAGGGAAGUCCUUCUUAUCUAAUCCACUUGCAGCGAGAAGGAACUUCCACCGGCCAGAUUUCAACUGUUAUAGAUCCCUCUCUACCAGGAGGUUUGAUGGCUUCAGUCAAAAUGCAGAUUUCAUCAGCCUACCACCGCAGAGGGAUCCCAUCUCUGCCAUCCACCUUGCAAAUAAAAUCCUUCAACAGAUUGCGUGGUUGCAACAGCGUCACCCUAGCCUGGAUGGGUACGGAGGAAAGAAGUCUGUACUGUGUGUACCGCAGAAAGCUAGGGAACCAGGAGGCAGAAGCUGGGGGGCCAUCGGCUCUAACAGCACCCUGUCUGGGUCCGGAGUCCCGCUCUGACACUGAGAGGGUUCUCUGCAAGUAUUUCCAAGAGCUGAAUCCUCGACGGGCCGUCACCACAGCUGUGAUCGGGGGCCUAGAGCCAGGAAUGGCCUAUGUGUUUGAUGUCUAUCUAAUGAGACGCUGGGGGAUCCCUAUCAAGUAUGCCAGCAAGAUGCUAAAGACCAGAAAGGAAUGCUGAACUGCUGCCCCCUAGAGGACAUUUCAAAACUGUCCCAGUUUACUGGGAAAUAGCAUCAGCCAUGGACAUGCUGUAAAAACAAACCAAGAUUUUGAAGAAGUGAUUGUUUUCAAGAGACUGUUGGGAAAAGAAAAAAAAAUAAAGCAUUCUCUUGGAGAUACAGUGGCUGUGUUCAACCUCCACUUACACCAUCAGUGCGAGCGGAAGGGAAGCAUUUGAGACAGAUCGGCGCACCAGCAACAGUUCAUAACAUUUACAAUCCAACCCUUUUGCUCUUGUCAUUUUGUUACUCAUUGUUGACCAUGAUGAUGACGUGCUGGUCGACCAAGCGCUUAAGUGUCUGAGCACAAAAGCCAGACCUGGGUUUGUGAUGACAGAAAGUCAGAACAAAAACUACAAUGGAGACUGUGCCAAAUAUGCAACAGAAGCAGAUGGGGCAAUAAUUAGAAAACAUCUGAGAUGAGAGGGUGGGGGUUGCAGUGUAUAUUACCAGUGCUGCAUAUUGUACAGGCUUGUAAACACAGGUGGAUGCAAUCUAAAGAUGCUAAAGUCAGUGUGUAAUUUUGUGUUCUGCUUUCGCAUGAAGCAGUGAGAAAUACCUAGUGACUCGCCUCAUUGUCUUUGAUGUAUUCUUGUGCUGCUUCAGACUCAUCAAUAAAUACAAAGGUAUCUGUAUAUA